Musa acuminata subsp. malaccensis (wild Malaysian banana) is the source of this 1088-nucleotide messenger RNA. The record is from RefSeq and is a predicted model, not a curated record. Lineage: Eukaryota; Viridiplantae; Streptophyta; Magnoliopsida; Zingiberales; Musaceae.
UUUUCCUUUCUGUGAUUAUUCUUUAGCCAUUUGUGGAAGUGCGGUUUCCAGCUUUAGUAUCCUCUUACCCUUCAUAAGUCCCCUAAGGUUCAGAGAACGACUGAGAUGGGAGCCCAAGAGUGAAGAGAUCACAGUUCAGAUCAGAAGAACGGUAGAGAGAGAGAGAGAGAGAGAGAGAGAGAGAGAUGGUGAGGGGAAAGACGGAGGUGAGGCGGAUAGAGAACGCGGCCAGCCGGCAGGUGACCUUCUCCAAGCGCCGCAACGGCCUCCUCAAGAAGGCAUACGAGCUGUCCGUCCUGUGUGACGCCGAGGUGGCCCUCAUCGUCUUCUCCAGCCGCGGCAAGCUCUGGGAGUUCUGCAGCUCCUCCAGCAUCGAAAAGACGAUGGAUCGCUACUUGAUGCAAACAAAGGAUGUGAAUACCAAACACAGCGCAAUGACCCAAGAGAUGAAGGAUCUGAUGUCUGAGGCCACUAAUAUGACAAAGAAGAUUGAACUUAUUGAAGCCCAUAAAAGGAAGCUCCUUGGUGAAACUUUGGAAACUUGUUCAGCAGCAGAACUGCAUGAACUAGGGAAUCAGCUGGAGGAGAGCCUGAGACAAAUUAGGAAGAGAAAACAAUGCCUCCUAGCCGAGCAAAUCGCAGAGCUCAGAGAGAAGGAUCUCUGUUGUUUUAUGCAUGAAACCCAGGAGAAGAGCCUUUUAAAGGAGAAUAAAUUAUUACAUGAAAAGUUCAAGGGAGGAAAUAUGCUACGAUUAAAUGCAGCAGAGGUUCAAAGCAUGGAGGUAAACACACAGCUGAUGAUUGGGAGGCCAGCAACUCUCUGAAGUGACAAUACCUCAGAAUGCUCAUUGACCUUCGAUUUUAAGUAACCUACAUCUGUUAAUGCUGCUUCUAAGCACUGAGUUCUGUGGAUACACAAAUGUGUCUACGGCCAAAGAACCAUAAGGAAGUAAAGCUGAACUUAGAACACCUUAUGGUAGGUGAUGAAAUAAGUAAAUAUCAUGCUAAGAUUCAUGUAUCAGUCAGACUUGUUGAGCAAUGCUGAUUGCCUGCAAUAAAUUAGUAUGAUCCUUAGAUGUUGAACGGCA